AUGGCUGAACAUGAAGGUUCAUGGCAUGGCUCACCACCUGGACAUCGACAAAUAGGCAACAGAAGCCAUAAAGAGUCGACUGGAUCGAGGAGGUCUUUGUUCCGUGGAAAGAAGGGAAAGAGGCUGAGCGAGACGCCCAUGAUUAACGUCGAUGAAUAUGAAGGGGACGCCAACGAGAGGCGAUCAUCAAUCUUGCGAAAGAGCAAAAGGUUCAACAGCCAAGCUGAGGAUGCUGGUCCAAGCCUAAUAAGCCGUAUUUCCAGCCCAUUCGAUUUUCAGCACCUCUCCCACACCGAUCGGCAUCAAAUUGCUGCUCUCGAAAAGCAACUCCCUGAUACACCAACCGAUAGCCUCCAUUUUAGGAACUUUUCUUCUGAGAACCUUGCAACUGGAGAGGAUAGAUCCUCAUCUGCCCUUGGCUUUAGGUCACCGCCCCGCAGUCCAGAAGCACGCCACGAGUCGGAAAAUGCAUCCCAAUUUCCAACGUCGCGACGACCACUUCGCCUAGCCCGGUCCAUAGAGAGUUUCUCCCAGCCUGGUGUUAGCCCUCGUAAACAUACUCACACAUCUUCCUCGGUACAGGCGCCUCUUCAGUCACCCCAUCUUCCUCUUGGACCUCCUUUUGGUACACCUGAGCUCGCAUACGAAGAAUCAGGAUCAAUCCCACGUAGAUCGUCUCGAUCGAAGCGAGAGUCGGGCAUCUGGGACUCGUUUGCGUUAUCGGCUGUCUCCACACCGGAUAUAAUACCUGAGAUACUGGAGGACUCGUCGUAUUUCGGCCAUGCAGUAACAACGCCUGAUGACUCAGCUAUUCACGCAACCACACCGCCAUCGUUUAGCCCUAGUCUCGCAGAUGUCGCUGAGGAACCGGAAAGGUUUGUCAGCCCAAGACCUGCACCACAGCCGCCGCUGAAGACCCCAACUUCGCCAAGAUCGCCCUAUUUUGGAUCGUUCUCCUUCCAGAGCCCUCGAUCACCGGUCACCUCCAGAGCACACGGUCGGGGUCAAUCUCCUGCCUCGCCGAGGGCAGCGCCGUCUGUCUCGCGGCCCUCAUCACAGAUGUCAGAUACACUGGGUUCGGGUAGUAUCCCAAGGAGAAUGUCCAUUCGGAGGCCUACUCAUCGUCGCCAGUCGAACACAUGGCGCGCAAUAGAGGAGUCAUGGGAAGAAGACGUUGACUAUAUCUACGACAACGCACUCGAAGCUGACUGUGAUUUUGAGUGGGAUCGUGCAUCUGAUGACGGUGUACGCUGUUGCGAAACACCUUCUGCUGAGCAAGCGAACAAUGACAGUUCGAGAAUCACGUCCGCUGAUCGAGAGCGCUUCGCUUCUGACAAUUUCCGCUCGUCGUUACUUGUUCCUAGCACAGGGAGUGUACCAGAGCUUGUCCCAGCUUCUGCAAUAUCCACAUCUACCAUGGGUACUGGUCUACCACCAACACCAUCAGGAUUCUUCAAUGCCAACCGCUUUAGUGGAGAUACUGGCUUCAUACUCAGCCCCUCUCUCCUCGUCCCUCAAGAGUACAAAGAUAAUAGAGAAGUCACCUACGAGGAUCUGCUUGACGAGUACGCUGGUUCCGAUCGGCACUUUCCAAUGCUUGACGCGAGCCAAAGCGCGACUAGCUCGGCUCGUAGUAGUCGUGUCCGACUUAGCAGACGAAGCUCCUACGAUAGUAGCCUUAUGUCCUCCGUCCAGGGCUCUGGUCUCUGGAGCUCCCCUGUACGGCGUUCGGCGAGUUCUGCAGGAAGUGUGCCAGAGCUGAUUCCUUCUCGUCGUAGCCGAAAAUCACUUGGCUACAGUCUAGCAGGUGAUCAACUAUCUGAGCAGAUUGCGUUUCUUAACCAGGACAAGGAAGACGAUGAUGUUACGCCGCCAGGGCGCACUCUGGAAGGGCGAACAUUCUUCGCUUCAGACGACGAAGUGCCACAAGAUGAGGAGCAAUCUCGCAGCUCUAUUGAGACUGAGCUCAGGGCUUCCCUUGAUCUGGCUCGACGUGGCUCUCAACGUACGAAUCAUCCCACUGUCGAAGAAGAGCUCAAAUCAUCCCUCAAUCUUGCGCGUCAAGGGUCGCAGCGCUCUGCUCGUACUUCAGCACGUCAACACAAGCAAGCUUUGUCUGACGGUGCCGCCAAACUACUUUCUGUCUCUGUCCCAAACGAGGAUCAAUCGGCCAAGCUACGCAAUCGCUCAGCGACCACAGCACAGGCACGCUCCCCUAUGCUAAGCCUCUUCCCAGCACCACCACGCAACACAUCCACCACUUCGCAAAUGUAA
Molecule: messenger RNA, 2274 nt
Organism: Alternaria burnsii
Lineage: Eukaryota; Fungi; Ascomycota; Dothideomycetes; Pleosporales; Pleosporaceae
Exons: 2
Coding region: 1-2274 (757 amino acids)
Source: RefSeq, a predicted model, not a curated record